AUGGAGGAGCACGCGUGCCUGGUCCGCGCGCGUUCUGAUUCCGAGAGCUCGUCGAAGCUCGGCAGUUUCGGAUCUAUUGCCCACACCAUGGCCUAUACGGAAGAUAGACUUACUGGUGUGGAAGGGGGCGGUGAACCUGGCAACACCAAUACCCUAGCAGCUGCACCACCAGACAACAACGACGUGAAUGACAGCGGGGAGCUCUUAGACUACAACGAUUCGAGUGUUCUUGAACAGUUCCACGAAGAUGCUUUAAGACAGGCCGGCUGCGGCCUAUCGCAAGGGCGAGUUAUCCUCGCCGUGGGCUUAGCCGUCAUCGGUUCAGCGUUAGAGAUGUCAUCCAUCCCAUUUGUGUUGCCGUCUGCUGAGAUAGAGCUCUGUGUAUUGCCACAUGAGAAAAAUUGGUUAGUGAUGAUCAGCAUAAUGGGAGGUUCCCUCGGAGCGGUAGGGUGGGGGGCGCUAGGGGAGAGGCUGGGAAGGCGCAGGGCGUUGUUAUCAGCGCUGGCUGUCAAUUCAGUAUUUGCUGCGAUUGCUGCAUUCAUGCCGACUUAUGGCACGUUUAUGAUGGCCAGGUUUUGCUCGGCCAUCGGUUCAGGCGGUAUAAUACCAACCGGUUACGUGUACUCGGCGGAAAUGAUUUCGCGGUCGAAGCGCAACCUGCCCCUCGCGCUAUUCCCGGUGUGCAUGGGCGCCGGCAUCCUGGUGGCUGCGGGGCUCGCCAGGACCAUCCUGCCCCUCACGGGGGCCGAGGCCUUGAUCGAGAACAAGGAGCACUUCAGCGCAUGGCAUAGAUACCUCCUCCUUUGUAUGUUGCCAGUUCUCGCGUCGCUCAUCAGCUUAAUAUGGACACAGGAAUCGCCCCGCUACCUUCUAGAUGUCGGGAGAGAAGUCGACGCUAUGAUGGUCUACCAGAGUAUACACAGCGGCAAUCAAAUCCGGGUGUGUCGCAAGGCAAGCGUGGCCAACGACUCGGAAUAUCGUCUGGGCGAGUUGUCUCUGCCCGGCAAGAGGCGCCCCCCGGCGCUGCACCACGUCAGACAUAGUGUCAAAAUGUUCUGGCAGACAUUCUUCCAAUUGUUCUCGAACACAUAUAGAAAUACUACGCUGUCUUUGGGUGGGACACUUCUCUUCUCUAUGGCCAUUUCGUUCUAUAUCUCCGCCAGUAUACCGUCUACUGUCCUCAACAUGGAGAGUGAGGCGUUCCUGCUAUCGAAACGGCGCAUCGCGAACGUAACGUACGAAAACGAACGUUACAACGAAACGCUGGAGAACAUCGACUUCGCUUACGUCACGUUUCGUAACGUAACGUUUCGCGAUAUGCUGAUGUCGCACGUCGCGUUCUACAACACAACGUUCCUGAAUGUUGCCUUUGCCAACAUCAAAACGUCGUAUACGACUUUCAAGGGAUGCCUCUUCGUUAAUUCCACUAUGAUAGACACAGAUAUCGAGAUAGGUCGCGAGUUGGAAUCCGAUUGUACGUUGACCGGUAGCGUCGUGCGCGGUGUGAAAGGGGGUUGUAGCCGCCACGCGGAUCUGACUUCUACCCUGGGAGGUCCCUUGGCCGAAAAUACGUACGGCGCGUACGCGGCUUUACUGGCUGCCAUACCAGUUGCUGCUCCUCACAGUCUAAGACCGCCAGUGAUACUGUGCGGUGCCUUAGUACUGCUGUCUCCUACUCUUUACUUCGCGCAGAUAGAGACGGCGCUAUACAUAGUGGAGGCCGCCUACAGACUGAUCGUGACCGUUAUAUUCUUCACUAUAAGCAUUAAGGUUGUCGAGUCCUAUCCAGCCAAUUUGAGAUGCACAUCGCACGGGCUCAUCCUUUCAAUAACGUACAUGUGCGGCACUGCAGUCCGAGGCAUGGGAGACUUCGGCCCACUCAUCAGCUGCAUCUUGUGCGCCCUCUUCGCUAUAACAGCCACCGCGCUGGCUGUAAGGAUACGAUAA
This is a messenger RNA of Leptosia nina, 1947 nucleotides long. NCBI's taxonomy places the organism in Eukaryota, Metazoa, Arthropoda, Insecta, Lepidoptera, Pieridae. The record is from the annotation of a GenBank genome assembly.